UACACCGUGUUUAUCUGGUGAAAUAUUGCACAGGUGUGGAAACAGACAACUUUUCUAGAAGUUUAGAGAAGAGCUUCAUUAAAGAGGCAUGUUCUACAACGUGGAUGCGCAUGCGUGCUACAACAAGGAAAACUCGCUGGCUCUGGGUGGCUUGACAGUUUCAUCCAGUUUCCCGCGGAACGUCAGACCCCUCCCCUUACGGCUUUACCGUCUCCAUGGCAACAGCAGUGUUUGGCGCUCUCCAUCCAAACAAUGAUGAUGGACUGAAGGGAACCGAUGGAUUCUGGCCGUUUUCUCAUAACCAACCCUCAAGCUGAGAGCGUCUGAGUUUAUAGAAGAACAGAAGGGAUGGAGGUGGCCUUCUCCUCCCCUCUCUCACAGCCCCACAGGAGGACUCCAGUCCCUCUGAGACAGCUGGUGGAGGAGAGCAGAAGUGAAUCAAACAUCCCCAACCAUCUACUGGACUCUAAAAUCUAUGGCAGGCUGAAAAGUAACGGCCUGAUCCAGACCGAGCCCUCAGAGCUUCACUUCACAGGGUUUGACCUGGGGAGGGACCACGUCAGAACCCUGAAAAUAAUCAACGUCUCCUCUGAAGUCAUGGAUGUCCACAUCAUUUCAACCCAGACAGAGUACUUCAGAACGACUUACUCUAAAAAGUCUCGGCUCAUCCCGGGUCUGGCCUACACCCUGAAGGUCUGCUUCUGUCCUGAUGAGUGGCGUUACUACUAUGACAGCAUCCGGGUUCACUGCAAGGGGGAAGAGAACCUGUUAGUUCCAGUUCAUGCCUAUCCGGUCAUCGAUGACCUGCAGAUCCCUCCUCACAUCCACCUGUCAGCUGUUCCUCUGGGUCAAAGGGUUUCUCAUGCUAUCCCUCUGAAGUGCAGCUGUCCCAUUGACUUUGAGUUUCAGGUGUUUGUCAUUCAGCCCCAUGAGGCUUUCUCCAUCAGCCCGCUCAAAGGUCUGAUACCAGCCAACGGCGAGGUGAAGAUCAUCGUGACCUUUCGGCCUUUACAGUACGAGACCUGUCAGGUGACCAUCCAGCUGAUCAUCUCCCAGUUCAACACCAAACCUUACCUGUGCACCAUCACCGGGAGCUCGGCCCCUAACAUGGGCCCCAGCCAGCUUGGCAGAAAGGUGGAAGACGCAACACCUGUGGACAAUGAUUUACCUUUACCUGCAACCACAGCGCCACGAUAUAAAUCCAAACACAUGAAGCUGACUGACGGAGGGAAGCCAAAGACACUGAAGAGCCUGGCUUCUGUAAAGCCUGCGAUCGAUGUCUGCGCCCAUGCAGGGGUGGCAAAGAUGCUGAUAAAAGACAGCAUUAAACCCAGCUCUGAAGAUCUGAGCCCCGCACUCAUCUGUCUACAAAACAGGAAGCUGAAGGAAAGCCUCUUUAUGAAGAAGGUUCAGCAGAAUAUGAAGGAGCUGCAAGCCAAACAUCUGAGGCAGAGCCACGUCGGUGAGGACCCGCUGUCAGAGGACAGGAGACGUCAGAUCGUGGCAGAGCGAGAGACUGCACUGAGAAAAUAUCUGGUGGAUCAGGGAGAGGCGGGGCAGGAUGUAGAAUCUGUUGCCAGGCAACCCAAACUGUCCUCUAAAAGACUGCUGUUUGAUGCUGGACUCUCCUGUGAGGCCGAUGAAGGCGCCCCAUCCUUCCAGCCAAUCAGCAGCUUUCAUCCAGAGCUGAGACGAAGAGCUCUGAGACUGUUCCAGCAGGCGGCACGCAAGGUGGUGAUCAGAGUCCGGAUGAACCGCAGACUCACCUGUUUGAAGAAGCUGUCAGACGGUUUGAUGGAGUCGCCCCCAGGUAAGCAGACUUGUGACGAGGGACUCUCUGCAGACCUGGUCCAUCCAUGCCCCCCCCCCGUGUUCUGUGUCAGAGACGUUCCACUGGCUCUCAGUCGUCUGGACUCUCUGCCUGUUGGUACUACUGUUACCGUGACGACACACCUUCCUCUCUUCAACCUGCAGAGUCCUCAGCACUACAAACUCAUGGGCUACCAGGCGGUGUCAGCAUGGGAGGCGUUUGAUUCGUACAUCCCCACAGCUUUGGCCAGACAGCUUCGCACUGCAGACCUGACUGAAGCGCUGCCAGAGAGCACUGGAGCCAGAUCUCCCACAGCAGAUCUUCAGACAUGUGAGGAACAGAGCUGUGAAAGUAAAGAGGAGGAUGUGGAAGCUUGUGCAGACUACAGUCUCACCUUCACUGCUCCUCAAUCUCUGCUCAGACCUUCUCCAGCAAAUCCUCUCAGAAUCUUUAAUCCAGCUCCAGGUCUGCAGAGUUUCAAAAGGCCCCCAAAAUACCCUGAAAACGACCUGGAUUUCCAUCUCUGCCCUGUUCCCAGGUAUGUGAGCCCUGGCGCUGACGCUAGGAGACAACAUCCAGACUCUCAGAGGACCUUUCUGGAUCGGCAGCUGAUGUUGAGACGGCUCCUAUCAGGGCAGGGAUUUGAUCCAGACUUCAGCCGUCUGUCCGACCAAUCAGCUCUCAGUUGUGGUUGUGCCUUCCUCAGGUCCUUUGGCUGUGACUCUGACCUCCUCUCAGACCCUCCUCCUCCUCUCACUGACCCUCCUGAUGAUCUGACCCAGCACACAGAUCUCCUGUAUAAAGGCUCUGGGGUCAAACUGUCUCCAGAAAUGAUCAGUGCAGAGUUCCUGUCAUGGAAAGCUCCAGGCUCCAACACAAACCAUGACAGAGGCGUGGACAGGAGGCACAGGGGGGCAGCAGCCUCGGGGUCCGAGCCUAACCAGAUGGGUAGAAGAGUGAUGACCAGACUGGCACACCUCACAGUCCCGGACAGGGAUUCUCCAAGACCUGCAGGGGAUGAUGGGAAAGUAACCCCCACACACUCACACACUAAAACCUCCAGAUAGGAUACAAAUGCUGUUUAACUCAAUUACAUGACUAAAAUAAGA
Messenger RNA from Cheilinus undulatus (humphead wrasse), 2919 nucleotides. RefSeq names its product cilia and flagella associated protein 221 (gene cfap221). Lineage: Eukaryota; Metazoa; Chordata; Actinopteri; Labriformes; Labridae. The transcript is spliced from 26 exons. Bases 349 to 2877 code for a protein of 842 amino acids. Gene Ontology annotation, biological process: cilium movement; cilium assembly. Gene Ontology annotation, cellular component: cilium. The record is from RefSeq and is a predicted model, not a curated record.